AUGUCGUCCCGAGAUCCCCGCGCGCUCGGCGACGCCCUUCGCACAGUCUUCCGUGCGGACGCCAAGGCUCUCGCGUCGCUCGAGCGCGAUGCGAGCGCGUCCAAGAACGACGAACUCGUUCGAGCGCUAGCGAUUUUGCUCGAGUGGUGUCACGACGACGUCGACACCGUGCUGGAUCCCUUGCUCGAGCGCGCGUCUUCGUCAACGCGUUACGCACGCUUUGUCGCUCUGUUGACGCACAGAGCACCGAAGAGCGUUCGGGACGCUCUGCGACGGGCGCUCGGAGUGGGCGGGACGAAGGCGCUAGCGGCGUGCGCGUGCGCCCGAGCGUCGGCCGAGAUGGAGCGAGGAACGGGUUCGCGGCGUCAGGACGACGGUGAAUUGUUGGAACAGUUGCGGUUGAUCGUAUUGGCUGGUGAGGGACGGUCACCGACGCGAUUGGCGAGCGCAGCGGUGGACGCGUUUGCUGCGAUGAGCUCACUCGCAGCGGAGGACCGAGACGAAGACUUGGGAGGCUUCGAGGCGAGAGAAGACGUCGUAGGCGUCGUCACGUCGUGGGCACGUUUGGAUGGUAAAAGUGAGCUGUUCAUCGAGUGCUGCGACGGCGCGCGAGGGCGAUUGAGGUCGCUCGCUCGCGACGGCGACGACUCUAGUCGCAGAGCGCGAGCCCGUUUGUUGAAUCAAGCGUGGAUCGAUUGGGCGCCGGCGCUCGCGUCGAUUCGAGGGAAGAAAUGGGAAAGAGAGAUGUUAGUGGCUCUGGAGUCGGCAUUCGCGGCGACUUGCGAGAUGUUGAACAUGGAUGAGCCAGGUGCGGGCGAGGGCGUCGCGCACGCGCUCAUCACAGUCGGUUUGCACUUGGGACGAACUGGAAUCGAUCAUGAAAAUCGCGCGGUCUUUUCGGCCAUGGUGAGCGAGGAAACAGCAAAGGCGCUAGAUGAGAUGUUGCACCAGUACACCGGGACCGCGAUUCUUCCCGCGCUACGAUGCUCGAACCCGCUCGCACAAACAGUUGCGUCAAUUUUGAUUCGAGUCAUCCUUGCGCCAGAGCAUAUGGGUUGGACCGAGCAGACCGAAACUCUCUUGCGUGGGGUUCUUCCGCUCGUUGAGGAGGGUAGUGAUAUCAUCUCUGUCGGUUUCGCGAGACUUGUUGCGGAUUUAAUCAUACGGGAUCCAAACGACGAGUCGCUGCUUCAAAUUUUGAGAAUCUGCGGAGGGAGUGCGACGAACGCAAAAAUGAGCGCACUGCGAGUUCUGACCGAAUUCUUACGCCGGGUCCAAUCGACCAUGCUGGACUCGACCGCCAAUGCGAUUGUUCGGUCGAUGCUGCCGAGACUCGCGGACAAGAAUUUGGAAGUGCGCAAAGCUGCGGCGGGAGCGUUCGCGCACAUUGCGCCGCCAAAGGUGCUUCCAGCUCUUUUUGAGUUGUUAAUCUCCGACGAUGUCGAAGAGCGUUCAGCAUCUGGCGACGCGAUUCUCGCCACGAUGCGAGAACAGAAGCCAACAUCACGGGCUUUGAAAAGUUACUUGGACGCUCUGUCCGCCGCUUCUUCUUCUGACUCACCAGAUGCAGAGAAGCGCGUCUCUCAUGCAGUUAAACUACUGGCACGCUUCGCCGAGUCACUAAAUGAGAUCGAGUUGAGGGAUGUGGCCGAGACGCUCACAACGGAGGUAUUCUCUUCACCGUCUUCAUCGAGCUUAAACCAAGCCGUCGUUGUGCUCGCUCCGUGGAUUGGAAAGUCGACAGCGAGCGAACACGUCAUUGAGGCAUGUGCGCAUCAACUUUCGUCGCAAAACGCGAAUAAGGGUGCAGACGAAAACGAAAUUUUCGAUCGACUCGCGCCGCUUUUGCUUUUACGUGUGCUUCCGCUGGCGAUUUGGGACCGUGAAAGUCGCGAGAGAACUGAUAUUCAAAAGUGCUUGAGAUACCGAAUGCUCAACGUGCAGGGCGAAUUCGAAGACGUGCGGCGUGUGUGCUCCGAAAUGUUCGCGAAAGUGCCACAACAAACUUUAGACAAGGAGCUCUUGAGCGAGCUUGAACGAGCUUACAGAUCUGCGAGAACCGAUUCUGACGAUCUCGCGCGCGUCCGCACCUGCAUGUUCUGCUGCAGUGCCGGUUUGGCUGUGCGCGGCAAAUCCGCACUGUCGGAGAGCUUCGUGAAUGUGCUCAGAUCUGUGUGCGUCAACAUCCUCGCGUGGAGCGCAUGCGAUACAGAUGGUGACGAUUUUUUCAAGGCGCAAAUGGGUGCCAUGGAGACGUUGGCGUCCAUCAUCGUCGCUGAAGUUGAUUCGAGCGCACGAACUCAAAAGAACUGCAUGAAGAAGACAUCCAAGACACUUCUCGAGCCAGAGACUUCAAUGAUCUCAUUUGAAGAAAUCAUCUCCGCAACGCCCUCAGGUCGCCCUCUCAUCGUUGAACUAGACGAUGACACGAAACGUGAACGUGUGCCUUGUGCGCACGAAACGCUCCACGGUGUGCUCCAUCUGGCGUGUCUGACGGAUCGAGAUAUUCCACCGUGGGUCGACGAUGUGCCCAGGACCACGGGGAUACGAGUUGCUCUAAUUAACGUCAUCAUUACCGCCGCCAGACGUCCUCGACGUGGAGCAACACUUGUAGACGAGUGCUUCUCUCCGCUCGUCGCUUGCGCAGAACGGCGUGGUGAUCCAAACAUUCGUGAGGCGGCCCUCCAGGCGCUCAUGAUGCUUUUCCACUUGUCGCAGGACGACAUUGACGAGUCUAUCACAGUGGCGUUGACGCGAAGCAUUACCAACGUUCUUCGCGAUCACACUGCCGGCGAUACCGCCCGAAAGGGUGCCGCAAAAGUCGCGACGGCAUUACUAGCCGCCAGUGAUCGGCACAUCAGUGCGAUGGAGCCAUAUCUCGAGUCGUUGCGUCAAAGUCUCACUGUAGCUGCUCGUGUCGCGGUGGACACCGAAGUCGCUUCGCUCGCGAACAAGCUCGCGAUGUGCAUGACGCAGACGGCAGAACGCUUGUAG
Molecule: messenger RNA, 2994 nt
Organism: Ostreococcus tauri
Lineage: Eukaryota; Viridiplantae; Chlorophyta; Mamiellophyceae; Mamiellales; Bathycoccaceae
Product: Armadillo-type fold
Exons: 1
Coding region: 1-2994 (997 amino acids)
Source: RefSeq, a predicted model, not a curated record